Lates calcarifer (barramundi perch) is the source of this 6118-nucleotide messenger RNA. RefSeq names its product serine/threonine-protein phosphatase 2A 56 kDa regulatory subunit delta isoform. The record is from RefSeq and is a predicted model, not a curated record. Gene Ontology annotation, cellular component: nucleus; cytosol; protein phosphatase type 2A complex. Lineage: Eukaryota; Metazoa; Chordata; Actinopteri; Centropomidae. Bases 152 to 1972 code for a protein of 606 amino acids. Gene Ontology annotation, biological process: protein dephosphorylation; signal transduction. The transcript has 17 exons. Gene Ontology annotation, molecular function: protein phosphatase activator activity.
GUCACUAGGCAGGUUUACACCGCGGCAACCAAUCAGAUGCUUCGAGUCGGGAACGGGCGCAGGGAUCGGAGACAGACCGAGUGACAGCGUCUGAGUCCCGGGGAAGAGCAUCACGGAUCCUCCGUGAAGAACACCCUGCCUCACAGUCAAGAUGCCGAACAAAACCAAGAAGGAAAAGGAAACGACCAAAUCUGCCAAAAGCAGCACAAAGAACAGUAACAGCAGCGGAGGGAAGGAUGCGGCCACAGAGAGCUCGGACGAGGCCCAGCAGCAGCAGCAGAGCGGCAGUAAGCGUCCCAGUAACAGCACGCCUCCUCCCACUCAGCUCAACAAGAUCAAAUACUCUGGAGGUCCUCAGCUGGUGAAGAAGGAGCGACGCCAGAGCUCGUCCCGCUUCAGCCUGACCAAGAACAGAGAGCUGCAGAAACUGCCUGCACUCAAAGAUGCCCCUCCGAUAGACCGUGAGGAGCUGUUUGUGCAGAAGCUGCGUCAGUGCUGCGUCCUGUUCGACUUCGUCAGCGACCCGCUCAGCGACCUCAAAUAUAAAGAGGUGAAGAGGGCGGGGCUUAACGAGAUGGUCGAGUACAUCACACACAACAGUGACGUGGUGACCGAGUCCAUCUACCCUGAGGCCGUCAUCAUGUUUUCAAUGAACUUGUUCCGGACUCUUCCUCCGUCCUCCAACCCGACCGGAGCAGAGUUUGAUCCUGAGGAGGACGAGCCGACACUGGAGGCCGCCUGGCCUCACCUGCAGCUGGUGUACGAGUUCUUCCUUCGCUUCCUGGAGUCUCCAGACUUCCAGCCAAACGUCGCCAAAAAAUACAUCGACCAAAAGUUUGUACUGUCGCUGCUGGAGCUGUUUGACAGUGAAGAUCCCAGAGAGAGAGACUUCCUCAAAACCAUCCUCCACCGCAUCUACGGGAAGUUCCUGGGCCUCCGAGCCUACAUCCGCCGGCAGAUCAACAACAUCUUCUACAGAUUUAUCUACGAGACAGAACAUCACAAUGGCAUCGCUGAGCUGCUGGAAAUACUGGGGAGUAUAAUCAACGGCUUUGCGUUACCACUGAAAGAAGAACACAAGAUGUUUCUGAUUCGAGUUCUUCUGCCGCUUCACAAAGUCAAGUCUCUGAGCGUCUACCACCCCCAGCUGGCGUACUGUGUGGUUCAGUUCCUGGAGAAGGACAGCAGUCUGACAGAGCCGGUGAUCAUGGGUCUGCUGAAGUUCUGGCCAAAGACUCACAGUCCAAAGGAGGUGAUGUUCCUGAACGAGCUGGAGGAGAUCCUGGACGUCAUCGAGCCGUCCGAGUUCGUCAAAGUCCAGGAGCCGCUCUUCAGACAGCUCGCCAAGUGUGUCUCCAGCCCACACUUCCAGGUUGCAGAGAGAGCUCUGUAUUACUGGAACAACGAGUACAUCAUGAGUCUGAUCAGCGACAACGCUGCAAAGAUCCUCCCCAUCAUGUUCCCUGCCCUCUACAAGAACUCCAAGAGCCACUGGAACAAGACGAUCCAUGGUCUGAUCUACAACGCUCUGAAGCUCUUCAUGGAGAUGAACCAGAAACUGUUUGAUGACUGCACGCAGCAAUACAAGGCCGAGAAACAGAAAGAGAAAUACAAGCUGAAGGAGAGAGAGGAGAUCUGGCACAAGAUCGAGGAGCUGGCCCGACAGAACCCACAGAGUAAUAAGCUCCACCCUCUCCGUCCUGGACUCCACCCACAGGAUGAGUACAUGUUGUACAGUGACAGCACUGUGGCUGUUUACUCGAUGGAAACAGAGACUCCAACAGCUGAAGACAUCCAGCUGCUGAAGAAGACUGUGGAGACUGAGGCCUCACAGGGCCUGAAGGAUCUGAAGAAGGACAAAGUCCUGAUGAGGAGGAAGUCGGAGCUGCCGCAGGACGUCUACACCAUCAAAGCUCUGGAGGCUCACAAGAGAGCCGAGGAGUACCUGACAGCCAAUCAGGAGGCUCUCUGACCGGGGGAGGCGGUCCCUGCUGAGCCUGACUCCGCCCCCUCCUGUCCGUCUCCUCGGGGGGGAAGUUGAAGCUGUCGUGGAGAAACUGGUCCGGGGUCAGAUCGGGACGGAGCUGACGCUGUGUUCAAAGAAGAAAAAAAAUAAAUAAAAAAAAAAGAAGAAGCCUCUCACCUCUGCCCCCGGUGGUGAAAACAAGUAAGACACUCUGUAGAAGCUCCGUCUGUCCACGUGCUGUGAAAGUGUCCGACGUGAUGAACGAGCUUCAUGUUGCACCUUCAUCUCCGCUUCACCUGCUGCUGUCUGUCUCCACCUCACACUGCCGCCAGGUGACCGGCUCCUGAACGCAGCGUCGGGUCCCUGAAAGCAUCGCCAACAGGCCUUUUCCACUGCAGGAACUUAGUGAUGUUCUGUUGUUGAUUUCUGCUGGACUCUGCCUGGUGGAGCAAACACUGGAAACACUGCUUCACAGAAAAGAAGAAGCUCCUGAGUUCAGGAGACGCUGAAGCAGCAGGAGCAGAGACUGACGGCCAAACUCUGUUUUAAUAAUCGAUCAAUCAUUUCAAGCAGAAUCUUUGAUUCAGCUUCAGACGAGAAGAUUCGCUGCUUCUCCUCACAAAUCAGUGAACUGAAUAUAAGAACCACCUGAGGCUCUGCAGAGUUUCUGUGUUUAACAAUCAGUAAAUCAAAACCAACAAUCAGCUGAUAAUCAUGAGCAGCCUGUUCUGAAGGACUGAGUCAAACAGAACCUGGAACCUGAACCUCCUCAGGUUCUUCGGGUUGGAGCUCGUUAAGUUCCUGAAGUGGAAAACUCCUCCGGCUCUUCACCUCCCGUGUCCUGAGACGCCUGAAGCAGAACAGAUGAGUUCACUGACUCGCUCUCUGACAGCAGCUUCGCUCCGGAGCCCCGCCCCCAUCCACCUGACCCGACCAAUCAGCUGUCAGCCUGGAUCUGAGGUGGACUGGAGACUGAAGCAGCUUCAGACUGACGACGAUGAAGAUGAUGACGAGGAGACACAGUGAAUGUAAACGUCCAAUCAGCAUCCAGUUAAUCCACGUUUCUCUACUUCCUUUUUUUUUAUUUUGAAGGGGGCGUGGCCACACCUCAUCACCGAGUUUUUAACCAAUGAGAGUCGUCGUCUGCAUGAGGACUCACUUCCUGUUGUUUCGUCCUUUGUCCACUCAGAGCUCUUAAAGAGAGACACCUGGUCUGAAUGUUCUGUGACGACGCUCCACCUGAACUGUAGAGAUGUAGCGGUCACUCGUCAGGUCAAAGGUCAAACACAGACUCCUCCAUGAGAGAGACAUUCAGGGGUAAUAGGAAAUUAUGAAACUGAAGAAGAAGUGCAGAUGUGAGCUGAGUGUUGCAGCGUCAGUGUUUGUUGGAGCAGGUUGUUGUUAUUUCACCUGUGAUGUGUUUAGAUGAGUGUAAUCUCUGCAGGCAGCUGAUCACACAAAUCUGCAGCUGAACCUUUCUCUGAGCGCGCUCAGUGCGUCUUUUCGUCAUUUGACGCCAUCGUCGACCAAUCAGAACUCAGCUCUGUGUGUCAUGUGAUUAAAGAUGACCUCACAUUCCCAGUCGGCGGCUCUGAUUGGCUGUCUCUCUGCUGUGGUCUCUGCAGCUCAACACAGACUGGAGACGUUUUUAUGUUGAUGUUGUUCUUUGUUCGGUCCGACAGUGAAAAGUUAGAUUUCAUCUUUAUUUCAGGUUUUCAAAAGUCUAAAAUAAGUCUAAAAUAAAUUUAAAAUAAGUCUAAAAUAAAUUUAAAAUAAGUCUAAAAUAAAUUUAAAAUAAAUCUAGAAUAAGCGUGACGAGCGCUGCAGAAGCUGUCGUCUGUGGUACAGGAAGUUACAGAUCUGAGCUGAAAUGUUUUCUCCCUGAACUCAGACGUUAAAGAACGUCUCACUGAUUUGAUCUCAGUUGUUUCUGUUUGAUAAACUCGUGGAUCUGAUCAAAGUGGACUCGGAUGUUUUCACCUGAACCCUCCUCAGAGCACAUCUGGACGGUCUCACAUUGUUUCUCCUCAGCCACUAGAGGGCGCCACUGUACGAACACGUCUGAGUUUCAGCUCGAGCUGUUAACUGUUCGUCUGCUGAUGUUCUCUGAUUUCACCACAGAACCCAGUGAUCCCAAAUCCCUGAUUUAUCAGAACAAAUACUGAGAUUUCAUCCACCAAAAUAAAAGCUGGGGACAUCAGAUGUGGAGCAGAAAAAAACUGUUGUUUUUAAAAUGGGUUCAGGAUCAGGAUGAUGGAUUUUUUUAAAGUAAAUUUUAAAUCCAGCUUCAGCUUUUUUAAAAAUCAGAAACUGAAAACCAACUUGGUUUUUAAAGUCAGAUGUUACUGCUCUGCUCCCUGCAGACUCAGACUCCCAUGAUCCUCUGCUGUCAGCGCCAUUUACAAACGUCUGGUCCGUAUCUCAGUGUUAAACGCUGCAUCGCAGUUUGAGCCACGAAAAGUUUCUGAAAUCAUCCGAAAAUGUUGAGUUAGCACGUGAUUCAUUUAUUUCAGGAGGUUUUUAAAGCUGCUUCUGUGUCGGUUCACGGUCACGUUUAGAAAAAUAUUAAAUGUGAUUUAAGCAGCAGCUAUUCUGUGUCUGCUACAGUUAAAACCAGAUAAAAACUGGAUGCUGAAAACACCUCGAGAAACGUACAAGAGUUCUUUUUUGUCUUUUUUUUUCUCUCAGAAAAAACUUCAAGUCGACAAAGUAAAAUUUUUCCUCAUUAAAAAAAACUUUGAUCGUCACAAACGUCGUGUUUUUUUCUGGACAGAAACUGGAUCAGUGUCGUGAGAACAUUAAAUAUCAUCACAGUGAAUCAGCCUCUAAUAGAAACAAACAGUAUUUGAUGUUAAAGUCCUUUCACAGACGUUGAUUUGAUUUGAGGUCAGGAGGUCAAACAGCAGCUGUGAACAUGUUUCUGAUCAAUAAUCACUGUAUUAAUGUUCUGCAGACCUGAGCUUUAAAUCUUUUUAUUGUUUCCUGUGACCUUUAAAAAUAGUCGUCACAUUCUUCAGAUGGUCGACGGUUCUGCCUGCGGUUACUGUUGUUCUGUGUAUUGACUCAUGGCCACGCCCCUUCCGUCAGGCCACGCCCCUCACCCUGUAACGUUCACACCUGCUGUUUUUUAUUCUUAUUUUCUUCUCAUCAGCUGUUGUUUAGUUUUUUCCUGUUUGUUCUCUCCUUGCUGUCAUGUGGGCGUGUCCUUCAGAGAUCAGCUGUCAAUCAAAAUGAGUGACCCCUCUGGUGGUGGCUUAGCCCACCCCCACCCCUGUUCUUUUGUUCGCCGCUGGACAAAAUGGCUGCCACAACUUUUUGAUUAGAGGAGUUAGUUUUAGAUUUUACUGUCUGAAGCUGCUUUACUGUGAACCUGGGCACUGAGUGAUGAUGUCAUUAGCUGGUGACCAGUGUCGGGGCAGAUCAGGAGUCGCUUCAUACACAGGUGAACAUGGAGGAGGUGAGUGUAGAUAAAGAUGGCCGACACAUCUCCACCUCCUUCCACUGCAGAAGUGAAUCCAGAAACACGAGCGUCACCGCGUUUCAGCAGUAUUUAAGUCCCGCCCACACACCUGCCUGACCAAUCAGGAGUCAGUGUGCUCUGCAUGUUCACACCUGUGAUUUGUACCUGUCACUGCAGGAAACUGUUCUUAGUUUUUAUCCUCCAGCUGCUUUGCUCACUUUAACAUGAACGUGUAAGCUCUGCCUCCAUCAGUGCCAACGACGUGUCAUAUUUCCUCAGCCGCCAUUUUCACAAGUUUAAAAAAUACGUUGUUGCUCCUUCCUCUUCCGUUACACAGCCAAGAUGGCGGCCAGUGAGGGUUAGACCCCAUCCUGGUUCUGACCAGUCAGAGGGAGGAGGAGAACCAGGAGAUCCACAGCUGAACCAAACCAUUGAAAAUAUUUAACCCCGACCCAUCUGUAAACAUCAUGAGAGUGGGAGGAGUUGGAUCUGAAUGAAACAGGAAGUUAGUUUGUCCAGCGGCGAAGCUGAAACAUUCAACACUAAAAGCUGAACGCUGCUUCCUGUCGUCCUGUACAGACGCUGAACUUUAAUUAGGUCGAACAUUACAUCGUCUGAAAGUCUGAUUUUGUACAGAUGUUCAUGUAUGUACAGAAGAAAAUACAAAGAAAUAAAGUGGACAUGUUUGACAA